AUGGCUAAGAUACUUAAAUGUCCAGAUCUUAAGAAACACAUGAAUUUAAAAGGAAACCUUUGUAAAGGACAAUGCCAACCAGCUUUGCUUAUAAUGCAAAAUGUAGGAAACGUUACUCCAGAGCAAAAUACACCUCAAACUGAAAACGUUACUCCAGAGCAAAAUCUGCCAGCAACUCCUGAAGGUGAUCUCAUAUCAUUCGAUGAAAACCUACCAACACUUCAGCCGAGAGAGGCAAGUGCGCCGGCAGUCAACCCCCGGAUUAGAGAAUCAGAAAUGAGUCAAAGACUCGAAGCUCAACAUCCUCGAUACUCUGCAUCAUCUAGUUCAAAGCAAAAUAGCAUGA
This is a messenger RNA of Racocetra fulgida, 346 nucleotides long. NCBI's taxonomy places the organism in Eukaryota, Fungi, Glomeromycota, Glomeromycetes, Diversisporales, Gigasporaceae. The record is from the annotation of a GenBank genome assembly.